This is a messenger RNA of Triticum turgidum subsp. durum (durum wheat), 324 nucleotides long. Lineage: Eukaryota; Viridiplantae; Streptophyta; Magnoliopsida; Poales; Poaceae. The record is from the annotation of a GenBank genome assembly.
AUGGACAGAGAUCAGGCGCGCGUCUCUCUGCUUGUAGUUGGAGUGCUGCUCACCGGCACUGUGAUUGCAGUGCUCGCAGCCAGUCCAGCCGCCGGCGACACCAGUGCUGAGCCUGGGCUAGCCGGCAGCAUGGGCACCGCCUACAGAGUCGACGCGGCUACGGCGCCGCAGAAGCUCACACCGGUGGUGCACCGUCGCGUGCUCGCCAGCCUCGGCAACUCGGUCUUCGACCCUAACAGGCCGGCAUGCACCGGGCAGUGCGGGGGCGCGGGGCAGCCGUACACCGGCCGGGGAUGCGUGCGUGCGUACCAGUGCCGCGGCUAG